Messenger RNA from Sorghum bicolor (sorghum), 1924 nucleotides. RefSeq lists its product as uncharacterized. The transcript has 3 exons. NCBI's taxonomy places the organism in Eukaryota, Viridiplantae, Streptophyta, Magnoliopsida, Poales, Poaceae. The record is from RefSeq and is a predicted model, not a curated record. The coding region runs from base 572 to 1666 and encodes 364 amino acids.
UCGGCUUUUCUUGUUUUCCCCUUCUCCCUUUCCCCCAGAAAAUUUCCCCAAUUUUCCCUUUGGUCGGCGUGUCCAUCAUGGCGGAGGUGGAGGCGAAGCCGAUAGAGAUGGCUCCGUGCUUGGAGGGAUCCAUGGCGAAGCCGAAGGCGAUGAAGAAGAAGGCGAAGGGGCCUAGUUGGGCAGAGUAUCAUGCGAUGGAGAAGCGCUUGGAUUCGAUGCUUGACAAGAUUGGUGACCUCAGCUGGAUGUUGAAUCUUGAGAGGAUUCGAGGCUGCUUUGGCGACACCCUAGUAGAAAAGUUAUUUCCACCAGAAACCAGGCUGGUGCCACCCAAGGAGGAUUAUUUGAUGCGCGAUAUGCUGCUGCUGGUUUAUGAAGUCGAGAAGAUGGAUCAUCCUGGACGUCCGACUUGUUCCGACGCAAAGAGCUCAAGUUGUUGCAAGCGGGGGUGAAGGGGGUGGAUUUGAAGAGGUUCAGGGAGGAUCAAUUGCUGCUGCGUCUCAAUCUCAAGGAGGAGAAGAAGGAGAAGCCGCGUCACGUUAAGGAUUUAUAUGAGGAGCGGUCGCGCUUGAUGUGCGAGUAUGAGCGGCUCAGGUCUGAGAAGAGGGCUCCUGAUUUCUCAGGCAUGACCGAGGCCGAUCGUGCAGCCGAGGCGGAGAGGCUCAGAGAGGAAGCGUUCGAGGAGGCGCGCCGUCUCCCCGAGGGUCGGCGGCGGCUGGAAGCGGAGGCUCGCGCUCGCAUCCUCGACUUCGAUCCCAAGCAGGGGGGCAUCUACUACAACAGUUUCAACUUGGCCGACCUCAUCUACCGCAACAGUUUCAGCUUGGCCGACCUCUACACGUUCGACCUCGCCGAGGAGGAGUCGCCUAUAGGCCCAAUGAGAUUUACCAAUAAAGUCUUUGAUGACGAAGAAAUCGAGCUCACUGAGGCAAUAAACAUCCUAUCAGUCAAGGUAGCCCGCUCAGAUGUUGGCUUCCCUAUCCAUGUCUAUGGAACUGUCAUUGUGCGAGACUCCAUCGAUCUCAAGCGUGUUUAUCUCUUCAACCGCGACCGCCAACAUUGCCAACUUAUCAACUCUAAGGAUGAACCGUUGAUCUUGACUGGCCCAAAACGAGGUCUUGCAUUGUUAGAUGAUAAUUAUGUUGAGAUCGAUCUGAAGAUCAAGGAUCAUCAAGGUGAGGACAGAGAACUCAGUAAAGGAAUCUUGACAAUCAGUGGCAUAGCAAGGCGGUCCUUGGAGAAAUGUGAGGUUGAUAGACUCUCUCUUGCCACCAGGCUAAGUACUGUGAAGGUGGAGUAUGCUUUUGUGAUAUCUGCGGUGGAGGCAACUAUUGCAAUUGAAGUUGAAGAAGGAGAAUUUUGUGGAACAGUCACUGCCUACUUAACCAGCAUCAACAAGAGGCUUGUGCUCUAUGAUAGAAAACUGGCCGAUCACAUGCCUGGUAAUGGUCUUGGUGCUAUCAAGAUGAUGCGACCUGUCAUAUCUGUCUGUUUUAGUGAUGUACUGCUAAUCGUUGCAAGGGCUCAUGGUGGUAAGGCUGUAGGCCUUGGAAUUGCUCCGAGGAUCUCCAAUGAAUAUGGUGUUGGAUUCAGUUUAGGUACCGCUAAGAUGAGCCUGCGGAUUGAUUGGUCGAUAGUGAACCCAUCGACAAGGGGAGCAUGUUAGUGCACCACAUCUGAUUCAGUCAUGCCGCACAUAUCAUUGAAGUUGGUUAUGUGAGACCCUGCUGGAUUUUAUAUGUGUGAUGGAUGAUAAUCAUGUAGGGGGUCAUGUUUUGUCUAAGUGCUAGACUUGUUAUGUGAAGGAACUUAUGCAUCUGUGAGACAAUGCUGGAUUUUAUAUAUGUGUUAUGGAUAAUAACCGUGUAGGUCAUGUAAUGUCUUAGUGCUAGACUUUAUGUGGUGACUUGCCGUGGACUAUUUG